Ixodes scapularis (black-legged tick) is the source of this 601-nucleotide messenger RNA. RefSeq names its product AP-5 complex subunit zeta-1-like. The record is from RefSeq and is a predicted model, not a curated record. The transcript has 5 exons. Lineage: Eukaryota; Metazoa; Arthropoda; Arachnida; Ixodida; Ixodidae. Gene Ontology annotation, cellular component: AP-5 adaptor complex. Bases 197 to 550 code for a protein of 117 amino acids.
UACCUCGAGCUUUUUUCUUUCUAGGAGGUGUUGGCUUAGUUUUCUUUGAAAUUUAGGAGAGGAGGGGCUUAGGAAGAUCUUGCUCAAGAUCGAGGUGUGGGCAGUAGGGGAGUUUGCCUCACCCAAUGAGAGCUCGCUGUUCACCCCGCGGGUGAUCACGGACUACUUUGAGGUGCUUGAGUGCGUCACGUUUGAGAUGUUGGGUUCACCCACCCUGCUGCAGCGGGAGCGCCGACUAAGGCUACUUUGUGUCCUCAUCACUAGCCUCAGCAAACUAGCCGUGCGCUCUCAAGACCUGGUGCCUAGGGCUUUGCUCUGUUUGUCCAAGACCGGCCAAGUGUGCGGGACGGAGUGUUCGGGGCCUAGGGCUGUUCUGGAACGCAGGGUCGCCGAGCUGAGGGCGGUCCUCGAGAGCUCCGGUGCUGCUUCUACAAUCCUCACACCGCCAAAGGAAGAUGAGUUGAAAAGGUGUCAUCGAGACCUGACGCAACUGCCCGGCCUCGUUCGUCUCGUAUCUGCCAUGAUGGUGAACGAGGGAUCGCCUCGGUGAUUCAGAUUUAUUUAAAAGGAUUCAAACACAAAUAAAAUAGUCUGUUUUGUA